Messenger RNA from Rhodofomes roseus, 3699 nucleotides. RefSeq names its product fungal-specific transcription factor domain-containing protein. NCBI's taxonomy places the organism in Eukaryota, Fungi, Basidiomycota, Agaricomycetes, Polyporales, Fomitopsidaceae. The record is from RefSeq and is a predicted model, not a curated record. Gene Ontology annotation, biological process: regulation of DNA-templated transcription; DNA-templated transcription. The transcript has 10 exons. Bases 316 to 3456 code for a protein of 1046 amino acids. Gene Ontology annotation, molecular function: DNA binding; zinc ion binding; DNA-binding transcription factor activity, RNA polymerase II-specific.
UGGGAAGAGGAGAGAUAUAUUCCAAAUAUAUUCGCAGGUGAUGGCCGCGGAAGCAGAUGGCGGAGACCACCUGGCGGCACUGCCCAAAGCGGCGAACGUGAAUAUUUGAAUGGCCAGCGUGACGGACGUGUCUCGAUAAGAACGUCCACGGCCGACCAAACGCAAUGAAUCGUCUGCUCGCCGUCGUAGACCCCUGCUGACUGGCCGCCACCACGCCCAACAGCCGGCUCCGACACCGCCAUCGCCGUCGCCGCCGCCCGCCGUCCCGCGACCGCGACCCGUCUUGCGCUGUUUGAACACCGUACAUCCCCCGCCAUGCCCAACGCCGUUCGCGCCCGCGACGACAAGGAGCGCAUCGCACGGGCCCAAGAGCAGGAGUUCAAGCGCGCAAGAGGUGCCAUAUCUUGCGCAGAAUGCCGCCGCCUCAAGCUCAAGUGCGACAAGACCGUCCCCUGCUCGUCCUGCAAGCGGAGAGGUUGCUCUUCCAUCUGUCCCAAUGGAAGCCUUACUACUGGUCAGGGUACCAGGUUUAUACUGGCGGACACCGACCGCCUACACCGAAAGAUCGCGGAGAUGAGCGACCGCAUCCGUGAACUCGAAGACGGGCUCUCACUCUGCCAGUCGUCGAUCUCGCGCGACCCGCACCCGCUGCUCUCGCACGAUCGACUCAAAAUCAAGUCCGGCCUGGAGCUGCAUUCCGCCGCGAACGCGAGGUUCGGCGACGCGCUGGGAGAGGAGGACGAUGAGGAAGCAGAAGAGAGCAAGUACAUCGACUCGUUCGGGACGCUCGCCGUGCGCGACGACGGCGCAGCGACGUUCUACGGCCGGUCCGCCGGCUCGGAGAGCCUCCUUCUGGACGAGGGGCCUACGCCUCCCACGGCGCCGAUGCGCCCGCCUAGCAAGGGUCCGAUGCUGCCCUCAUCCCUGGCACGGCUCACGAUGUCGUUCCCCGCGGCGCCGUCGGACAUCCCCGCAGAGGACCUGCAGGAGUUAAUCGAGAGCUACCUGCCGCCGUGGCCGCGGGCAGGGCAGCUGUGCGAUUUGUACCUCGAGCAGGCGCCGUGGUUUUUUGGCGCGGUGACGCGGCGGCAACUCCUAGAGGAGAUCCUCCCGCUGUUCUACGACGAGGCCGCCGAGAGCGGUGCGUUGAGCAAUACCGCGGCGGCGUUCGCGCUGGAGAGGCAGGGCGGCGGGUCGAGCGGGUCGUCGCACGACCUGGCGUUGCUAUUCGUGAUCUUCUGCUUUGGCGCGCUGACGGACGCCGACCUGCCGGCAGCACCGAACAAUCCGGAGGCGGAACGGUAUAUCCAGCUUACGAGGGCUGCGUUGAAUCUCGAGCCAGUGCUGGACCGGCCGCCCAGCGUUGUCACGGUGCAGACGUUGAGUCUAAUGGGCAUCUAUCAGGGCCUGGUUGCGGAUGAGAAUAGCAUCGAAAGCACUUGGGCACUUAUGGGUCUGAGCUCAAAGCUCGCGCAGAGUAUCGGCCUUCAUCGUGAUUGUGCGCGCUGGAAGCUAUCGCCAGCAGAAGUGCAGAAGCGACGCGCGCUGUUCUGGGAGCUGUUCAUCACAGACUGUUGGCAAGCUCUAGCCACUGGUCGUCUGCCCACGUUCGCGCUUUCCUUCGUCGACACAGAACUCCCUGCGGACCCCGACGAGACACUGGCAGACGACGGUACGCCCCAGCCAUCUUUCUCGGCGUGGAAAGCGCGCUGGGGCAAGGAAUGUUUGUCGGAAGUGGUUCAGGGCACGGGCACCCCACGUGCACCGAAAUACACAGUCAUCCUUGAACUUGAUCGUAAAUUGAGAGACAUGCCCUUGCCAAAAUAUGCCACUGGCCCGCCACCGGAAGGCAAGGGUCUCGCGGAAACCAUGAGCCACUAUAUGCCCAUCAACUACCUCCAUCUAACAAUGCUCUACGUGCAUAGAUGUUUCUUCGCACAAGCACUGAGCGACCACCCGACGGACCCGCUUCGGAGUCCGUACUCACCCUCGUUCCUCGCCGGGUAUCGGAGCGCGUGUAUCUUGCUGAGCUCACUGCGCGAACAGUUCAACCUGUUCCCGAUACAGAUAGCAAGGUUCUGGGUACUGUGGACACAUGCAUUCUCUGCUACUGUGAUGCUAGCGUCUGUCGUCACGCAUGGAGGCACGACGAAGACGGCUCAGGCUGCGCUGGGAGAGUUGCGACUUGCGUAUGACUUGUUUGAGAAUGCUGCGAAGUACGGCGGGCGUGCCGUCAAGUUCUUGCCUGUUGUCCGGCGUUUGCACGAUAAAGCAUACGCGACCUACACGCAGGGCAUCCCGCCUGCCCGUGACAUCUUCACACCCCGCGUGGACGCUAAGCAGCAUGACGAGCUUCAGAUCUUCAGUGGACGAACGCGGACUGUCGCGACAAAAUCGCAUACUCAGCGUGCACGCUCUGUCUCAAAACGUCGGCCAGGCGCCUCCAGUAGUACGCCGAGCUCGAGUUCCGGACCCAUCUCACCGGAUUCAAUGACAUCCCCUGGCUCGGGAGCGGGAUCAGGCCGCUCGUCGGAGAGUCCACAGGCAGCGUCCGUAGAGAUGUUCCCGGCCCUCGAGAGCUACGGUGGCGAGGUGCACCCGAUGCUUGUGGACGAGAUGCGUGGGUUCCAAGGAGCGCUGGACAACCAGAUUCGGGACGUGAAUGCGUACUACAUGAGUAAGCAGGAGGCAGCCCGGUUGGAGGAGCAGGCACGGUUCGGCGGUGUACAGCAAACAGGGCCCUAUCACACUCCGCCGGACUACCCAAGUCCGCCGCAGCAGCUCGACCACUCGCAGGCCUUCGCAAACUCGCAUGGGUAUGAGGGCGCCGAGUGUCACGGGGACCAACACGGGUACUCUCAAUGGUAUCCUUCGCCGCCGCAAGGGCACGGGCAGGCUGGCGAACCGUCAACAUCCCAGUAUACUGGGCGUACCUCUCACUUGGUGCCGGUUGAUCCGCAACAUGCAGCCCUUCCUCAGGCUCACUCGCAGUCGUUCCCGCCGUACCCGAUGUUCGAUACCAGCCUCCAUGCCGAUGCGCAAGGGCAUUACCAGAAUCCCCCCGUGUCCGCUGCCCCGGCGAUGCAUGGUCAGGGAUACCACGCCAACAUGCCGCCCCCACCCCCGCCACCUGCUACGCGUUCGCAACUCUGGCAAGUCCCUCCAGGACACAUCGAACAUAAGCAUCUGUACUCGCCGACGACGCCUGUCGACUACCCUCACCCAGCUCAACCUGCGCCUUCGUACGGCCAUGUGCCGACGCCCAGUCUCAGCCGGAACAGUAGCAUGACCCAGAUGCGCCAGCAUCCGCAUCCGUCGAUGCCGCCGCACCAGCAGCAGCCGGUCAUGGCUGCGCAUUAUAGUCUGCAGGAGACGUGGAAUUCGUUCAUGCAGCACCAGCUGCCGGCAGCGCCCGUCCCGCAGCCGCCCCCGCAGGGAUACGGCGGUCCAUCGUGAGGCUCCCUUGUUUCCUGCUAAUCGUGUGUUCCGUGCUUUGGACAUCUGUGUAUGAUCUCGUUGCUAUUCGUCGUGCUAUCAGAAUGUUUGCAUUUCUGCUGUGACUCGGAAUGUACUACUUAGUUGGUCAAUUUAUGUUUGUCGAUAUGCGCAUGCGCUCUCCGUGUAUUCGCAGCUUGUCAGGCCGCUGCAAUUCCCGCCACGACAGAGGGGUUGUGUACAGUGUCAAGACGAGGAACGGAC